UGCGCGGCGUGAACCUGCGGGACCCGCGCGGCGGUGUGGGCGCUGACCAUGGCUGACGGCGGCCGGACACCUCAGGCCCGGGCGCUCCUGCAGCAGUGUCUGCACGCCCGACUGCAAGUUUGCCCAGCCGAGGGGGACGCCACGGCCCAGUGGGUGGAGGUUCAGAGAGGAUUAGUGAUUUACGUGUGCUUCUUCAAGGGAGCUGAUAAAGAACUUCUUUCCAAAAUGGUUAAUACAUUGUUAAAUGUGAAAUUAAGUGAGACAGAAAAUGGCAAGCACGUCUCUAUAUUGGAUCUACCUGGUGAUGUUCUUAUCAUUCCUCAAGCCACCCUUGGAGGCAGAGUAAAAGGAAGAAAUAUGCAGUAUCACUCUAACUGUGGAAAAGAAGAAGGGUUAGAACUUUAUUCCCACUUUGUGACUCUAUGUGAAAAAGAAUUAGCUGCAAACAUCAAGUGUGCUGAAGCUGGGGUUGUAGUAAAACAUGGCACUUACGGGAACAGGCAAGUACUAAAGCUUGAUACCAAUGGACCAUACACACAUCUGAUUGAAUUUUGAAAAAUUAAAGGUUAGUUUCCACACCUGUUUAUGUAUUAAAAGAGCUGAACUCUAGUUAGAUUUUCUACUUCUUCAUCUUGAAUACACUCAUCUGCAGCACAUUUAGGCAAGAAAAUCCUGGAUCCUAUAAAUAACUGUAACUUGAUAAUCAGAUGACCUUGCCUGGUCACAUAACUCUGAAUCUGUCACUUUUUGUUCUACAGUGCUCCACCCUUCCACUAAAAAUUUGAAAAAUGUCAUCUAUUUACCUCAUAGACAUUAAGAAAAUCUUCUUGACCAGAUUUUAAAAAUUAUAUAUUAUAUAUGCAUUUAACAUAUUUUGUAAUGAAUAAAUUUAUACAGUCAAUAAAAAUACAUGUUAUGCCACCAAGUUUAUAUAGUAAUAAAAAUAAUUAUUUGUAUUAAAAUGAGGUAAGACCCAGCACAAAACAACUAUAACUUCAUCUAUUUUGUAUUACUAUUCCAGUUUUACUUUUUUCUUUAUUCUUAAUUUUAUAUCAUUUAUUUUUAUUUUUUGAUGGUGCUAGGGAUUAGACCUUGACUAGACAAGCACUUUAUCACUGUGCUAUAUUCCCAGAACAGUUUUCUGUAAUUUGAAUAAAAGCAGGUCUUUUACUAUUGUUUUUAAUAUCUAUAAAA
Messenger RNA from Dipodomys spectabilis (banner-tailed kangaroo rat), 1194 nucleotides. RefSeq names its product D-aminoacyl-tRNA deacylase 2 (gene Dtd2). Gene Ontology annotation, molecular function: D-tyrosyl-tRNA(Tyr) deacylase activity. Gene Ontology annotation, biological process: tRNA metabolic process. The transcript is spliced from 3 exons. The record is from RefSeq and is a predicted model, not a curated record. The coding region runs from base 49 to 555 and encodes 168 amino acids. Lineage: Eukaryota; Metazoa; Chordata; Mammalia; Rodentia; Heteromyidae. Gene Ontology annotation, cellular component: cytoplasm.